Ostreobium quekettii is the source of this 1800-nucleotide messenger RNA. The record is from the annotation of a GenBank genome assembly. NCBI's taxonomy places the organism in Eukaryota, Viridiplantae, Chlorophyta, Ulvophyceae, Bryopsidales, Ostreobiaceae.
AUGGUUUCUGUUCAGGAGAAAAGUGGAGGGAACAAACACAGAUGCGGUGGGGUGCUAGUGUUCCCAGAUUGGGUCGUGACAGCCGCUCACUGCGUUGAUCCAGAUUUUGCACAGUCGCCGGGGGCGACACCCACAAUUGUUAUAGGAGCAUGCAAUCUUGAUGACAUCAACAAUGAAAACGGGGACGUUGAGAGGGUGCUGCCUGAAGAUACAAUUAUUCAUGAACGGUGGAAUGGGAAGGUCGAAGAUGGACACGACAUUGCAUUGCUCAAGCUGAGGAAGCAUUCUGCACACAGACCGGCUGGGCUGCCCGUCAGCAUCCAUACUUUGAGAGGCACUGAAAAGCUUGUAGCACUUGGGUGGGGACUGCAGGACAGGUCCAAGGCACAAAACAAGACCACACUUCAGCAAACCACUGCCAUUGAUUUUGUUCGGACCACAUUGUGUAAUGGAAGCUCAGCAGAUGCUUGGAAUGGGACCCUCAUUGACUCCAUGCUGUGUGCUUUUAGCUUCGAUGGCCAACAAGUCUGCAAAGGAGACAGUGGGGGACCCCUGGUGCAAGUGGAUGUCUCAAGUUCUGGAAUUUUAGAUGCCAACCCUGAACUUGACAUCAUUGUGGGCAUAACGUCUUUCACCGAGGAUGUUCCUUGUGGAGAUGCAACGAAGCCAAAUGUGUUCACACGGGUGGCCAGUUUUCGUGCCUGGAUAGAUUCCAAUGUCAAGGCAGCAUCUGCAUUGCCACCACCUUCCGUCCCAUCUGCUCCUUCCCCUAAGCUGCCGCCACCAGCGAGCUCUCCUAAUCCCCCUCCUGCAGCUCUGCCUCCAUCCCCAUCACCAGAAAGACUUCCAAAACCUUUGGGUGAAAAGACCAAUUGCAAACGAUAUCCUUACAUUGUGUCACUACGGGACCAUAUUAACAAGCAUGGUUGCAGUGGUGUGCUGAUCCACUCUUCGUGGGUGCUGACCGCCGCUCACUGCAUAGAGGACGGCGACGCCUUUCAGGGCGUUGCCAUUGUUGGAGCCUGUAAAUUGAGCGCUGCAAUUACACAGAAGAACACCAAACAGAGACAGGUGGCCUCGAUCGAUCUUGCAGUGCCUCAUCCGAAGUGGAAUGGAAAUAGGACUAACGGAAACGACAUUGCGCUGCUGAAAUUGGACCCGCCAUCUGAAGCCAGGACUAUUGCAACCACAUCCAGUUCAGAGUUGGAUGGGUCGUUGGUCGCCCUUGGAUGGAACGAGUUGGCAGAUGGCUCCCUAGCCGACAAACUACUUCAACAGACGGAUGUUUUGCCAAUGGAAAAUCGCGAUUGCGCAAGGAGUAAUGUGUGGGGCAAUGUCAUCGCCAACUCCAUGCUAUGCGCAACAGGCUUCGGAAAUGCACAACCCGAAUGUGGAGAUCCUGUGGAGGUACCCAUCACACCCAGAGCACUUGUGUAUAGUGCAGUGAGGCGGUUGGGAGGUGUCGUGGGGCAGUAUGCACUUCUUGCCUUCGAUGCAAGAGUGGUGAGCGAGGAGCACUGCAGGAAGAGGCAACGAUGCAUAGAUGUGGGCCAGCCCUGCCGAUGGGCAUGCAUCCUUGGGACGCGUGCUGAAAACGGGAGGCGCGCCCAUUUGACUCUGAGCUUCAGCCGAAAUGGUCCAAGCUUGAGCCGAAACGGGGACUGUGGGAGAUGCAAGGCCGGACCUGGCCCCCCACCCCCCACCACACCCCACCAUACUCCUUCCGCUUCUUCUUUUGCUGCAGUGUUGAUGAUGGUGCCCCCCUUGUGGCGGCAUUUGCGCCUGGUGGGGAUCCCUUAA